Molecule: messenger RNA, 6980 nt
Organism: Malaclemys terrapin pileata
Lineage: Eukaryota; Metazoa; Chordata; Testudines; Emydidae
Product: inhibitor of nuclear factor kappa-B kinase-interacting protein-like
Exons: 1
Coding region: 5760-6494 (244 amino acids)
Source: RefSeq, a predicted model, not a curated record
AUUCACAUGGCACUUUUAUAGCUAGCAUUGCAAGGUAUUUACGUGCCAGUUAUGCUAAACAUUCAUAUGUCCCUUCAUGCUUCAACCACCAUUCCAGAAGACAUGCUGCCAUGCUGAUGAUGCUCAUUUAAAAAAAAAAAAAAAAAAAAAGCAUUAAUUACGUUUGUGACUGAACUCCUUGGGGGAGAAUUGUAUGUCUCCUACUCUAUUUUACCCACAUUCUGCCAUAUAUUUCAUGUUAUAGCAGUCUUGGAUGAUGACCCAGCACAUGCUGUUCAUUUUAAGAACACUUUCACUGCAGAUUUAACAAAACACAAAGAAGGUACCAAUGUGAGAUUUCUAAAGAUCACUACAUCACUCGACCCAAGGUUUAAGAAUCUGAAGUGCCUUUCAAAAUCUGAGAUGAACAUGGUGUGGAGCAUGCUUUCAGAAGUCUUAAAAGAGCAACACUCCAUGCGGAAACUACAGAACCCGAAACACCAAAAAAGAAAAUCAACCUUUCUGCUGGUGGCGUCUGACUCAGAUGAUGAAAAUGAACGUGCGUCGGACCGCACUGCUUUAGAUGGUUAUUGAGCAAAACCUGUUAUCAGCAUGGACGCAUAUCUUCUGGAAUGGUCGUUGAAGCAUGAAGGGACAUAUGAAUCUUUAGUGCAUCCUGCACAUAAAUACCUUGCAAUGCCGGCUACAACGGUGCCAUGCGAAUGCCUGUUCUCACUUUCAGGUGAUAGUGUAAACGAGAAGCAGGCAGCAUUAUCUCCUGCAAAUGUAAACAAACUUGUUUGUCUUAGCGAUUGGCUGAACAAGAAGUAGGACUGAGUGGACUUGUAGGCUCUAAGGUUUUACAUUGUUUUAUUUUUGAAUGCAGUAAUUUUUUGUGCAUCAUUCUACCUUCGUAAGUUCAACUUUCAUGAUAAAGAGAUUGCACUACAGUACUUGUAUUAGAUGAACUGAAAAAUAUUUUUUACGGUGCAAAUAUUUGUAAUCAUAAAUAAAUAUAAAGUGAGCACUGUAUUCUGUGUUGUAAUUGAAAUCAAUAUAUUUGAAAAUGUAGAAAAUAUCCAAAACUAUUUAAAUAAAUGGUAUUCUAUUAUUAACAGUGCGAUUUAUCGCGAUUAAUUUUUUUAAUCGGUUGACAGCCCUAAUAUUUUUGCUUCAGUGGAAGGAUGUGUUUGUGAGAGAGAAAGAGAGAGAGAGAGAGAUUAGACACGUACACACUUCACUUCCAUUGAAGCAUAGAUAGUAUAAUUAUUCGCAAUAUAGAAAAUCCUAAUACAAUUAGGUGCUGACCCAAAAUCCAAGGGUCCUUGCAAGGACAGCGCUUUGAGUUUAAAAUGACAGCAGAAUAAGAGAAAUUCUGGAUUACUGGUAAUAAAUUAUCUACAUUUAACACAAUUUCUAUAUGCUGGGCCAGAUUCCCCUCUGAACUACAGAAUUACAAGCCCUCUUAAACUCAAUAGUAUUCCACCAGUAUAAAUGAGAGAAGAACAUGGUCCCCUCUCAUGGUGACAGGUGCUCUUUGAAAACGCCAGAUUGCAAUGCAGAAUACCAUACCACUUUUGCUAAAAUAUCCCCUCCUCUUGAGAUUUUAUAUUUGUUAAUGGAUUAUACAACAGUUGGUCUUUAAAUUUCUCUCUCUCCUUCCUUUCCUUGGCCACAUGCAAGUGGCCUCCUCACUCCACACUUUACUGUUGACAUUCUUAAUAUCAUUGUGACAAAUUGAGAUACCCUUAUUCACAUUGAAUAGCACCAUUCUGCAUGAACACUCUCACUGAAGUCUGUAGGACUAGUUGUAGAGUUUGCAACCUGAGUACAACAUUAUUAUUAGUAGCCUUCCAUGAUUUCAGUUUUUGUGAGUUUGCUAGCAUCACUUCCUUGUCAGGUUUAACACAUCUUCCCCCAGAAUCUUCUUUUCCCAUUUAUACCUGCCCAACUCUCUGAAACAGACUAUUUUUGUCACUGAUUUUUCCUACCCUUUAUUACUUAAAUUUAUUGCUGAACAUUAGGGAUCCAACUUUUCAUGAAAAACAAAAAUUAAAAAGUUAAUUCCAAGACAUUUAUAUUUCCUUAAAUAAUUUUAAAAGAAAUUAGUUUGUGCCAUGUAUUAACCCCUUUUCAUGUCAGUAUUGCCAGGUUUUAGUCCUUGUGUAACGCACUUGAACUUGGUGCUAAUCACACACAGGAUCUAAUUUAUAUUUAAAAAUAAAUCAUUCCUUUUGAAUGGCACACUGGUAGGCCUAAAGAAAUUAUGUGACUUCCAAUAUAAACUCUUGCAUUCCAAAGUCAAAACACAACUAAUAUAUAAUCUCAGCUAUCAGGAGGUGUUUAAGAGGCAAGACUGUUCAAACUUUGCCCAAUCAAGAGCUGCACUAGCAGCUUACUGGAGCCAGAGAGACGUGCCUAAGUUACAUGAACAUUGUAGCCACCAUUAUUUUAAAUGCAGAAAUGUAACCUUCACAGAUCUAUUUAGAUCAAACUGGAGCACUACACCCUGGGAUUUGUAGUAUGCAAAGGCCUUUCUUCUUAUAUUGAAGUUGAGGGCAGCUUUAGGCUGAAUUUUAAAACUCAAAGGUAUGUCUAUAGUGCAAUUAAACACCCGCAGAUGGCCCAUGCCAGCUGACUCAGGCUCGCAGGGUUCAGGCUAAGAGGGUGUUUAAUUGCAGUGUAGACGUUUGGGCUUGGGUUGGAGCCCAGGUUCUAGGACCCCACUAUGGGGUAGGUCCCAGACCUCAGGCACCAGCCUUAGCCCAAACUGCACUUAAACACUGCCUUAGCCUGAGCCCGCAAGCCUGUUUCAACUGGCACGGGCCCACUGCAGGUUUUUUAUUGUAGCGUAGACAUACCCAAAGUGUUCACACAUUGGGUCUACAAACCACAUUUUGACUACUCCUGAUUUAAGACUCAGGAUAUCCAAAAUGAUAAGUGGCCUUGUGAGCUGCAUAUGCCCAUAUGCAUAUGCCCAUAGAAGUUUGCAUGAAACUGUUCUGGUCUCAAUUUUCACAUAUUUAUUUAUUUUACAUAGCACUCUAUACAAAUAAUCUCUAAUAAAGAGUUAAUGCUGCACAUAUAUGGUAUAUUAAACCUAUUUGUCCCCUAAUAGAAAAAAAAAAUAAUAUACCUUGAUGGUCACUUUUGUAUCUAUUUACUUUUCUACUCAAUAAAAGUGUGUUCUCAAAGUUUCUCUGCCUCAGCUGGCACAAAGUCUACUUGGCUAUCUACAUUACUGUUCUCUUGUUUAACAUUUUAUGGGAAAGAAUUUUUGCAAUUAAACACAAGUUUUUAUACUUUUCAUAAGUUUGGUUUUUCAACUUAGAAUUUUCUCUUUCAUAUAAUUAUUUUUGGUUAACAACAAUAAGAACUGAAAUCCCAUUCUCAGCAUCUUUAGACUGUAGGUUUGGAUCAACCCAAAUUCCAUUGCAGGCUAGAAUACACAGUUGAACAGAAGGUAGUGGGCACUGGGUGUUACAGAGUUCUUAGUCUAGUAAACUAAUGGACUUGCCUGAAAAUCUAAAGUUUGGGAAUCACAGGCUAUACCAAAUGAUCCUACGUUCACAGGGGAUGACCAAGGAUCUUGACUAGAGAUGAAAUUCUGCCUGCACUGAAUCAAUAGGAGAUUUGGCAUUGAUUUCCAUGAGGCCAGGAUUUCACACUAGGUCUGCUAAGUAUGAAUUUGUGAAAAUGAGAUGGUAAUUACAGCCAGAUAAACUAGGCUUUUAUCCCAGGAAAAAUAGUACAUUAAAUAGUUUAUUAGGGAUGAAGUGGUGUAAUACUCACUGGCAUGGAUUCACUAAAAAUUAACCAUGUCCUAUAAAUCUGAUCAAUUUAAUAGAAAGAACAACAAAGAGGGUAGUUCAGUCUGAAAAUUUCAGUUUGGGGUUUUAUCACACAAGCAGCUGUUGAACAAGAUAAUAAAUAUGGAUAUAAUUAGAAAUAAAGUUAAAAACGUCAGGAUCAGUGCUAAAAAAAGUAAGCUGAAUUAAUAAGUGGUUGGCAGACAGCUGUCAGAAUUAUACAUGGGGCCCAUAUCCACUAAAAAUCACAAUUAAAUUAGAUAAAAAUUACAGUAUCAAAUUUAUUAUUUUAAUUUUUAAUUCAAUAAAAACCUAUUUGAAUGUUUUCCUGUGCAAUCCAAGUUGCAGAAUUUCCAGCUUGCAACAGAAUUGAGCUCUUGUGUGCCUCAAAUGUAAUCAUUAUAAUUCAUAUAACCCCAACAGUGUGUUUUUACAGACAAGUAAUAUACAAGAACUUACAGACAAGGGAAAGAACGCUUUAAUUUUCAAUGUCAGCUCCACAAGGGUAUAAUAGCAAGUGAUGCAAGUUUGAAAACAAAAUACUCGUUUGUAGCUGUAAUGGGAUGUCUAUAAUAUAUAACUAAACUAUUGUUGUAUGUAAAGUAAACAAGGUUUUUAAAAGGUUUAAGAAGCUUCAUUUAAAAUUAAAUUAAAAUGCAGAGCCCCCCAGAACGCUGGCCAGAACCCGGGCAGUGUGAGUGCCACUGAAAAUCAGCUCGCGUGCUGCCUUUGGCACGCGUGUCAUAGGUUGCCUACCCCUGUGCUAGACCAUAGACACCAGAUUGGUCAUUUCCUAAGAAAUUUCUGCUCCUACACUCCCUUGUGUGUUACAUGCUAUCAAUUCUGUUCUCUCUCUCUCAUCAUCCUUUUGCCUUCUUUCUAAUUGUUUCUAAACUUGACCACUUUUGGAAUUAAUUUAACUUUAUGAUUUCACCAUCAUAAGCAGCAUGACAUGCUCUGAUAGCAACCGGCCUUUUUUCAGCAUAAAGAAAAACCAGUGGGAGGAGACCAGAGAAUGCCAACUGGAUUUCCUCUUGGACUGGAGAACUAAAUCAUAGUCUACAGACUAAAGUAUACCUGUUUGUAAUCAACAUGUCUGCAUACUGUAUCCUGCCUCACCCACAAAUAAAGCAGUAUAUGGCAGAAGGUUUUUCUCUCGUCUCUUCUUUUGCAUGUUUGUCUGAAGAGCAGGAAUAGAUCUUUUAAAAACAUCUGUUAAGACAAAACCCAAGAGUGGAUUGAAUCUUCUCUCAUUAAGAUAACUUUUAGUAAGAGCAGGAAACUGUUUAAACUAUGUUUUCCCUCUGAAGGAUUUUGCUGAAUAUAGUUUAAAAAUUUGCCCCAAAUGAAUAAUCAUUUAACUUUUCAAUUCCAAGUCUUUAUAUUUUCUGUUUUGUUUCUUUUUGUUAUGUGAAUGUAAUAAAUGCUCAAAAGAAUUUUUAUGCUGUGUUUGCCCUAGUAAAAACAGGAUAGAGUCCCUUUACAGAAAAUUCAUGGAUCACAAUUAAUUAUUUUAAGUGGAUGUCUUUCUAAAAGAUAUGCUAUAGCUCAAACAGAAGUUAUGGGCUUAAUGCAGAAACUACUAGGUGAAGUUCUGUGACCCAUGCUAUGCCGGAGGUUAGAGUAGAAAAUCAUACUGGUCCCUUCCAGCCUUAAAAAAUUAUGAAUCUAUGUUAUAACAACAGUAAAAGGAGAAUUCUAGUAAUGCAUAUGAGCCUGUUGCCUAUACUUAUGUGGAAACAUGGAAUUAAUCAGUGAAAGUCUGGGACACAUGCAUUGUGGCAGAAAUACUGUUCUCUAAAGACCCAGGUCCAUGGAUCCAUCACUGUUGAUUAAGAUUUCAGAACAGAAAGAUAUUUCAGUGAAACUUAACUGCAGUUUUGACGUGAACUUAGUAGUUAAAAUCUUGUGCUUAUCUUGUGAAAUACUUUUAUUUGUAUCUCCCUCUAGUGUGAAAAGACUCAAGACUUAAUGGAACAACUGGAAGCUCUUCAAAUAAUUUCUCAUGUUAAACAUCUACAAGAGGAUCUCUACAGCAUGAAAACAUGGUUUAAGAGCAUAAUCCAAAAAAAAGAAGAACUGCAGGAAAACUUAACAACUCUUUUUCAUGCAGUUGUAAAAGUUGAGCAGAGUACAGCUUCUAUAGCAAAAGAUGUAUCUCUAAAGAUUGCAACAGUAAAAACUGACAUAAGACGCAUUUCAGGUCUAGUGUCAGAUGUGACCUCAUUGACUGAUUCUCUGCAAGCACUAGAAGAUAAAGUAGAUAAAGCUGAAAAGAAGACAGUACAAAAUAUAGGUGAUCUACUUACAAGUAGCAUUGACCGUACUGCAAAGCUACGAAGUUUUGCCUCUGAUAACGCAAAAAGAAUUGAGCAGAUUAAAAUCACACUGUCUGACUUGAGAGGUGAUUUCAACAAACAUUCAGAUAGGCUUUUAAAUCUGGAAAGUAACAGAGCAAAAGUUCUAAAGACAGUUACAUUUGCAAACGAUUUAAAACCCAAGGUGUACAACUUGAAGAAGGACUUUGCGCGUUUGGAACCAAUGAUAAAUGAGCUAACAUUAAGAAUAGGAAGGUUGGUUGAUGAUAUAUUACAAAGAGAGAAAGAAAUUGUUUUCUUGAAUGAAAAACUGUCCAAUUUAACUACAGUUCAGACUGAGAUCAAGGAUAUGAAAGAUGAAAUAACCAAGAUUUUAGAUAUGAAUUAAUUACUUUCUGAAACUAUAGAUGGCCUAAAAUGCUGUAGCAUUUGAAGAGCGAUAACCUAAUCAAGCUUGGUACUAAGACACUGAAAGGGACAUUUAAAGGCUUCUUUUCAAAGCAUACUGAAACAAAUCCUCCUUCUUUUGAAGAGAGACAAAAGUCCCAUUUACAUAAGAGGGACCCGGAUCAGGUUCUUCAUUAGCAAAGCAGUGUUUUUUUCCAUUAACUAUUUGUUUUGUAUAACUAAAAUAGAAUAUUUUUACAUAAUUUUAAAAAUGUAAACGAUUUAAUUGCUAUUUUUGUUCUUACCUACAAGUUUGCUUUCUUGUCUCAGAUAGGCCUACAGAUUUGACAAGUGGGCCUUCAACCUUCCCUGCUGCUUUGAAGUCAGGGAUAAAAUUGUGGAUUCCAGAUUCAGGCUUAAACACAAGUUCACAAAACUGCAGCUUCAUUUGAUGUUCCUCUCAAAUAAAUAUCAACCCCAAGAUUUU